AUGAGGACUAUUGAAACGACUUCUUUUGCAGCAGCAUCACUUAUCCUAUAUGCAUCUGCUAGCCCAGUGAUUUAUAACUCUAAUUCAACUAUUGAGCUUCAAUCUUACUCGAUGAAAGAGACAUUAGGCUGGACACGGCCAACAUUUCCUGAACUCUAUCAUACGUGUAACGAAACAAAUAAUCGCAUGUUGAAUGCUGCUUUUCAGGACUCUCUGGAAGCUACAGCCUAUGCCAAGAGCAGACUUCUAGAAUAUGGCAGUGACGAUUUCACUUAUAAAAGAUGGUUUGGAAACGGCAGCAUUUAUACCGUUAUGGGUGUCUUAGACAACCUAAUGGAAGCAUCUAAAGAUGGUGUCUUAAUAAGGUGUGAUGAUGCAGAUGGCUUAUGCGCUGCUAAUCCAGGGUAUUAUGCUGGCCAUCAUCGUGAAACAGCCCCUAUGGAGACUGUCAUCUGUGAUUACUUUUAUACUUCAAAGAAACCCUUGUCCAUGUUUUGUUUCGAAGGGGCGAUAGUCGAUGUAGGUCCAAAACAUUAUGCUGGUAUUGAUAUGCUACAUCGGUAUUUACAUAUUCCAACUAUCAAUGGUGAAGGAUACAUUGGUGAAUACGCAGAGGAACUUGAAGAAAUUGUUGAAUUAGCUGAAUCAAACUCAACGUUUGCCGUUAGAAAUGUCGAUAAUUACCUCUAUUAUAUUGCUGAUGUGUAUGGAUCUUCUGUAACUCCCAGUGGAUGCCUGGGCACUCUUUGA
Lachancea fermentati is the source of this 750-nucleotide messenger RNA. The record is from the annotation of a GenBank genome assembly. Lineage: Eukaryota; Fungi; Ascomycota; Saccharomycetes; Saccharomycetales; Saccharomycetaceae.